GAGACGGUGUCGUUUCAAUGAGCUACCAGAGGAACUGGACAAGCUUUCCUUUUUUCUUUUUUUCUAUUGGACCCUCGAUAGAAGAAUAUGUAUCCAAGUCCUGCAGCUGCUCACAUCGUACGGCCAUUGUUUCCCUCCAAAGUCGGACUCAGUUUCAACAGCAAACAACAUAAAGUAAAGGGGUCCCAAAUGGAAGUAACCGGCACUGAUUCCGAUGGGCGUGAAUUCAAGAACGCAGAGGAGAUGUGGAGAGAACAAACUGGCGAUGGCACCAAGAAAACCCAAUGGUACCGGGAUGGUGUUUCUUACUGGCAAGGUGUGGAGGCAUCGGUGGAUGGAGUGUUAGGUGGCUAUGGACAAGUGAAUGAUGCUGAUAUUAAAGGCAGUGAAGCUUUUCUUCAAACCCUUUUCUCUGAACUCUUUGUUGAUGGUGGACUUGGCCGUCAUCUUGUUGCUCUUGAUUGUGGUUCUGGCAUUGGGAGAGUCACCAAGAAUCUUCUCAUACGAUAUUUCAAUGAGGUUGAUCUUCUUGAGCCAGUGUCACAUUUCCUAGAUGCUGCCCGUGAUAGUCUGAUUAAUGAAAAUCAUAUGGCUUCAGAUACACACAAGGCCACUAAUUUCUUUUGCACCCCACUUCAGGAAUUCACGCCAGAUGCAGGACAUUAUGAUGUUAUCUGGGUUCAGUGGUGUAUUGGGCAUCUCACUGAUGAUGAUUUCGUGUCGUUUUUUAUGAGAGCAAAGAUUGGCCUCAAACCUGGUGGAUUUUUUGUCCUGAAGGAGAAUGUUGCACGUAAUGGAUUUGUGUUGGACAAUGAAGAUCGAAGCAUUACCAGGUCCGAUUUGUAUUUCAAGGAGCUAUUUAGCCGGUGUGGAUUGCAUCUCUAUAAAUCAAAGGAACAGAGAGGAAUGCCCAAGGAACUCUUUGCUGUAAAGAUGUAUGCUCUACUGACUGAUAUGCCAAGAAAUAUCAGUAAGACAAGAUCCAAAACACAAGUCAAUAGGCCUGGCAUAAUCAUAUGAAGAACUGUCUCUGAUCUCUCAAUCUUCUAUGAUUAAAUGCUUUGCUUUUCCCGAUUGAAAAGAAGAUGUACAUCACAAUGCAGCCAUGCUAGUAUAGAUGGAACGUGUAGUUCACUUCAUUCUUAAUGAUCUUGUGUAGUUCACUUCAUUCUUAAUGACCUUGUUUUUCUCUAUCUCUCAUCCCAAAAGUUUCAACGGAGAACAGAAGAAAGCAAAAUGAACUGCCUACUCUUAUCCUCAAAAGAUACAUUGUAUUUCUUCUAAUCACUAACUUAUAAGAAAACAUGUAUCUACAGACGGGAAGAGUGAGCAUUGAGAAAAUAGCAUGUUUCUUCUUGUGAAAAUGAAUAUUCAUCAAAGAUUCUUGCAGCAUGUGCAUAUAAAUCGUUAGUUUAUUUGGA
Molecule: messenger RNA, 1421 nt
Organism: Ricinus communis (castor bean)
Lineage: Eukaryota; Viridiplantae; Streptophyta; Magnoliopsida; Malpighiales; Euphorbiaceae
Product: alpha N-terminal protein methyltransferase 1
Exons: 8
Coding region: 88-1020 (310 amino acids)
Biological process (GO): N-terminal protein amino acid methylation
Cellular component (GO): cytoplasm
Molecular function (GO): methyltransferase activity
Source: RefSeq, a predicted model, not a curated record